This is a messenger RNA of Cyprinodon tularosa, 2477 nucleotides long. RefSeq names its product UTP25 small subunit processor component (gene utp25). The transcript has 12 exons. Lineage: Eukaryota; Metazoa; Chordata; Actinopteri; Cyprinodontiformes; Cyprinodontidae. Gene Ontology annotation, molecular function: rRNA binding; U3 snoRNA binding. The coding region runs from base 58 to 2325 and encodes 755 amino acids. Gene Ontology annotation, cellular component: small-subunit processome; nucleolus. Gene Ontology annotation, biological process: maturation of SSU-rRNA from tricistronic rRNA transcript (SSU-rRNA, 5.8S rRNA, LSU-rRNA). The record is from RefSeq and is a predicted model, not a curated record.
AAACUGAAGCACAACAAACACAGAAGAAGCUGCGUGCUUCACACGUGUGAUAACAACAUGGGGAAGCGGCGGCAGAAAAAGCAGCUUUUCACGAAUUUGUCCAAAAAACAGAAGAAACAUCUGAAGGAGUUUGGAGAGGAGCACCCGUUUCACGAUGUUGUGAAUGAAAGACCUGAAAGGACCCAGAUUGUGGACCUGCCAUCAAGCCCAGAACAGUCCGACUCAGAACCUGACAUCAGGGAUGGAGAAGAAGAGGAAGAACCAGAGCAACAAACGGCCUAUCAGAAGCUUCUUUCAACCCUUGGUGAACCCACCGCCAAUCGCCAGAACCAAGAGGAUGAAAGCAGUGAUGAGGAGGAGGAGGAGGAGCUACUCUUUGAAAGCGAUGAAGAGGGCAGCAAUGAAGCUGAGGACGAAGGAGAACAUGGAGAAGAGGAGGCGGGAGAUAAAGAGGAGGGGGCUGAUGGAGAGGAGCAGGCUGCUGAGCAGGAGGAGGUGGCAGGAGAUAAAGAGUUUGUUGACAAGGAGCAUGAAUCUGCAUUCUGUCUGGAGACAAACUUCAUGGAAAAAGGAGAAACGGAUGAAAACUCUGCACAACUGAAGACCAGUAAAGACAUGUUUUUAGACCACCUGGAAACAGAGCUUACUGAAGAGGAUGUGUGUAAAAUCACCUCUGGCUGCAAAUCCAAAUCUCAGAUCACGUGGCCAAAAUUGGGAAAUCUUUUGUGCACCAAUCCUGUUGAGCGAUUCGGCCCCAUCGGUCCUCAUAAAGACACAAACCUAAGUGAUUUCCAUAAGCUUUUGGAGAGCAGCUGGAAGGGUCUGAACCAGUCGGUCAACCCUAAAGGACAGGCUGAGGAGAUCAGCCCUCUGCAGCUGGAGCUGCUGGCCCUCAUGAUGUCUUAUAAGGACCUGUACCACCCAGAUAUAUGCCCUGUAAAGCAGGGUCCAUAUGUAUGCAGUGCUUACUGCCUCCAUGUGCUCAACCACGUCCUGAAGGCUAACUCCAGAGUGCUGGCCCAUAACAGUCAGCUGAGAGAGCGGAAGACACAGACUAAACCUGGAGCUGAGCCACAAGACGAACCCAGAGACCAGGGACUGACCAGGCCAAAGGUUCUGAUUCUGGUUCCCAUUCGGGGACGCGCUCUACAAGUGGUCCACACUCUGGUCAGCCUGCUGGAGACCAAAGGCAAGAAGAUCAUGGUGAGCAACAAGAAGAAGUUCAAGGAGGAGUUUGGAGAGGCAGAGGAGGAGAAACCAGCGAACCUGCUCAGACCUGAUGAUUACCACGCCAUCUUCUCAGGGAACGUUGACGAUCACUUCAGGAUAGGUGUGUCUAUAGUGAGGGGCAAUGUGCGUCUGUACGCCCCCUUCUACUCCUCAGACAUCAUCAUUGCGUCUCCGCUUGGCCUUCGAACGGUGCUGGGGGCUAAAGGGGAGAGUAAGAGGGACUAUGACUUCCUGUCGUCCAUCGAGCUGCUGGUCCUGGAUCAGACUGAUGUCUUCCUCAUGCAGAACUGGGAGCAUGUGUUGCAUGUGAUGAAACACAUGAACCUUCAGCCGCUGGACUCCCAUGGAGUGGACUUUUCCAGAGUGAGGAUGUGGAACCUGAACAACUGGGCUAGACACUACAGACAGACGCUGGUGUUCAGCUCCAUCCAGGAUCCACAGAUCAACAACAUCCUCACUAAACACUGUGCCAACUACAGAGGACAGGUUACCAUAAAAAAUAUGCCAAAAACAGGCUCCAUAUGCCAGGUGUUGGUUCAGCUGCCUCAUGUUUUCCAAAUGUUUUCAUCUGAAAGCUUCAUGGAUCAAGAUGCAAGGUUUCAGUUCUUCAUUGAUAAAGUGCUGCCUCAGUACAGGGACUCUGUCAUGUCCCACACUUUGAUUUACAUCCCAUCCUACUUUGACUAUGUCCGCCUGCGAAACCACAUGAAGAAAGAGGAGAUCAACUUUACCUCCGUCUGCGAGUAUUCCAGCAAAUCGGAGGUUUCUCGAGCCAGGCAUUUUUUCCUGAAAGGUGAAAAGCAGUUCCUGCUUUUCACCGAGCGCUUCCACUUCUACAAGCGGUAUACCAUCAAGGGCAUCAAGAACCUGAUCUUUUAUGGACUCCCCACCUUCCCUCACUUCUACAGCGAAGUGUGCAACAUGCUGGCAGCAGGAGGUCAGGGGGAGGAGGCCAGCUGGACAUGCACCGCCCUCUACUCCCGCUACGAUGCCCAUAAGCUAGCUGCCAUCUCCGGAGCCCAGCGAGCCGGACAGAUGCUGCACUCCAACAAAAACGUUCACCUUUUUAUCACUGGAGCCGAGGACAAAGUCUGAACAGAUAGCAGUGCAUUAAAUGUGCUUAUUAAACUGUAAUUUUAGUUAAACAUUGUGACUCGUUAACCUCUGAUAGCAAGUAUUUAUUGUUUUAUUGGAUUUGUUGAUGUGUUGCUGAAGGGACCAUUAAAACAUAUGUUCUAAAAACAUAA